GUGAAACCGGGGCCGUUUAUUGUAAGCUUAUUUUCUUUGACUAUGAUGGCGAUCAUACUGUUUCUGUUCUGCUACAUUGGGGAGUCAUUGGAAAAUACAAAUAAUGAAGUGUUCGAGGCACUUUACGACGUACCCUGGUACGAGGAGGGGCCGAAGAUUCGAAAACAUUUGACAAUGAUGAUACGCCAGGCAAGAAAACCUUUCGUCAUCAACUAUCACGGGAUGUCAAAUUUGAAUCUGCACAGUUUUAUGCAGGUAUUGAACACGUCUUAUUCCUAUUUCAUGGUGUUAAAAUCUACAAUGUAAAACUUGAAGCUGAUCCAGUAUUUAAAUGCCAUUGCAGCGUAAAUCACAUCAUACCCAAUUAAG
Messenger RNA from Nezara viridula (southern green stink bug), 369 nucleotides. The record is from the annotation of a GenBank genome assembly. Lineage: Eukaryota; Metazoa; Arthropoda; Insecta; Hemiptera; Pentatomidae.